UUUUCCACCACGGGCGCCGGGUCUCGGCCAGCACGAUCGGCACCGCCUCCUGUUGCCCUCGCCCGAUUCUCGGCUCUUCUCCCUGUCUCCUGCUCUACGAUGCUUUCGUGUGGGCAGCUCGCCGGCCGGCGACCGGCUGCGCCGCUCCUUCGGACGUUCUUCUCGGCGUCACAGCCUGCGACCAUGGCCGCGGUUCGUGCCGCCAAUGUGCCCGUCGCCCGUGAGCCCGGCCCUGGGCCGCUGCCGGCCCCCCGAUCGGUGGAGGAGCUCCGCCAGGCAUUCACCGGGUUCUUCUCGCGGCAUGCGAGCUUCCCGCACCAGGCGCUGGACAGCGCGCCGCUCGCGGCCCCGGGGAUCGCCGGCGACGAUAGCCUCCUCUUCACGGCGGCCGGGAUGGCCCCGCUGAAGGACUACUUCCUCGGCUCCAAGAGCCCUCCUUGGCCCUAUGCCACCAGUAUUCAGCGCUGUCUGCGGGCGGGCGGUAAGAACAGCGACCUCGACAAUGUGGGCCACACGCCGCGGCACCACACCUUCUUCGAGAUGCUGGGGAACUUCUCCUUCGGCCGGUUUGCCGGAGCCAGCCCCGGGGCCUGGCCCCAUGGGCCGUACUUCAAGCGCGAGGCCUGCCAGCUGGCCUGGACCUUCCUCACGGAGGAGGUCGGUCUCCCGGCCGAUCGCUUGAUGGUGACGGUCCUCCAUGGCGACGAGGACACCCGCGCCGUGUGGCGCGAUGUGAUCGGCGUGCCGGAUGACCGGAUCCGCUUCCGCGAUCGCGACGACAACUUCUGGUCCACCGGUGUGUCGGGCGGCCCGUGCGGCCCCUGCACGGAGAUCCACUGGGACCUGGCCGAGAUGACCCCCCAGCACCUCCUGGCCUCGGAGGGCGAGGACGCGCGGUGGCUGGAAAUUUGGAACCUGGUAUUCAUGCAGUAUGUCCUCGGGCCUGAGCCAGCUGGCCGGGGGCCGGUUCGCCCGGGGGAGUUUGCCCCGUUGGCUGCCCCGUGCGUCGACACUGGCAUGGGGCUCGAGCGCCUGGCGAGUGUGGUUCAGGGCGUCGCCAGCAACUUUGACACCGACGAACUCCGUGCCAUCUGCCUGGCCACGGCGGACCUUGUCCGGGGCGACGGGCUCGCCGGUUCCUCGACCUCGAGCGAUGACCUGGCCGCCAGCCCCCUGGUUCGAGUGAUUGCCGACCACAGCCGCGCCCUGCUGCAACUGCUGUCGGAGAGCAUCCUCCCCUCGAACAUCGGCCGUGGGUACAUUACCCGUCGGAUUGCCCGGCGUGCGGUGCUGGCCGGGCGCCAGCUGGGCCUGCAGCGGCCAUUCCUGGCGGAGCUCCUGCCUGUGGUGGCACGCAGCUCGGCCGCCGCGGACCGGGCCCGCCUGGCAGCCGCGCUGCCGGCCGCCUCGGCCAUCAUCACCAUGGAGGAGCGUGCCUUUGCGGAGGUUCUCGACCGGGCGGUGCGCACGCUGGAUGCCCACCUCCGCCAGCCGGGCUUCACAGGCACCCUCGGGGCCGAGGCCAUCUUCCGCCUGUACGACACGCAUGGCCUGCCGAUCGACACGACGGCCGACCUCUGCCGGGAGCGGGGCAUCCCGGCCGACCUGGAUGGCGCACAGGCCCUGUUGGCCGAGUCGCGGCUGGCCAAUCGGCAGCUGCACCUGGCUGCCGAUGCGGCCGGUGGUGUUGACAGCGCCGUUGCGACGGCCGCCGGUGCCGGCCCCGGCUCCGGGCUUCCUCGCCUGGGCUCUGUACUCAAGGGAUGGGCAGCCAGCCGGGCCGUUUCCACCUUUGUCGGGGACACGCCCAUGCUAAAGGGACCGGUGGCUACCACGGUGGUGGCCGCCGGUGUCGCGGCCCUGGACUCCUUGGAUGACGCGGUGGCCGGCCUGCGGGAGGAAGUGUCCCAGCGCCUGCGGGCUCUCGGGCAUCCGGAGGCCAACUCGGUCAUCGUCUUGGCCCUGGACAAGUGUCCCUUCUACGCCCGCGGUGGUGGCCAAGUGGGUGAUAUUGGCACCAUUUGCCUGGCCGAGCGCCCCGAGCCGCUGCCAGUGCUGGACUGCCUGCCCGCCGGCGAGCACCUGUCCUUCCUGCUGGUUGCCCACCCGGCCGACCUGACCGACGCGCACAUUGCCUCGCUGACCGGCGAGGCCGUCCUGGCCGAGGUGGACAUGAAUGCCCGCCGGGCCACCGCCGCCAAUCACACCGCUACGCAUGUGCUGAAUGCCGCCCUCCGGCAUGUGCUCGGCCCCCAUGUCUCCCAGGCCGCUUCCCGCGUUGAGCCCGACCGCUUGCGCUUCGACUUCACCCAUCUCGAUCGCAUGACCGAUGCCCAGCUCCUGGAAGUGGAGGCUUUCUGCCAGUCGGUGGCCGAUGCCCAGCUGCCCGUCUCUCUGGCCACAAUGAACCAGGACGAGGCUCUCGCGUCCGGAGCCAUCGGUCUUUUCACCGACAAGUAUGCCCAGACGGUUCGAGUGGUUUCGGUGGGCGAUGUGUCGACGGAACUCUGCGGCGGAACGCAUGCCGCUCACACGGGUGACCUGUCGCCUUUCAUUCUCCUCGGCGGCGAUGUGUCCACCGCACGGGGCAUCCGUCGGCUGGAGGCCUGUGCCGGCCCCUCGGCCAUUCGACAGCUGAUGGCCAUGCGCCGCGACCAGCAGGCCCUGCUCCGGCGUCUUGACGCCCCGGGGACCGGUGAGGCCCUGGACAAGAUCGACCGCCUGGAAGCCUCGGCCACCGACCACCGGGCCGGUCUCCGGCGCCUGCGUCGCCAAGUUGAGGGGCUCCUGCCGCAGUUGGAGGUGUCCACCCGGGUGGAGGUCCCGACGACGGCCGACGGCCAGACGGGUGCCCCCAUUCGCCUGCAUUUGAUUCGGUUGCCGGAGGACCUGGCCGAUGAGGCGGCCACUCGCGGGCGCAUCCUGGCCGCCGGCGCCGACCUGGCCGGAGACAUGGAUGUCGAUGUGGUGGCCGUCCUCGGCGCUGGGGGCCUGCAUGUGGUGGUCCUUCGGCCGACCGACCGGCCGGACUUGAAUGCCGGGGCUUUGGUUCGGGCCUGGGCCGGUAAGGUGGGCGGCCGCGGGGGCGGCCGUGCGGCCCAGGCCCAGGCCCAGCUCCCGGCCGGCCUGACUGCCGACCUGGCGGCCAGCCGCAUCUUCGGCCUCUGACAGCCCCGGCAUGUGCCGGCUGGCCUUGCCGCGGAUGCGCGCUUCGGCCUCCCCACCGCUCGCUCGUCUUGCCAUUUACCUCCCUUUCCCCCUCCCUGCAUAGACAUAGACCGCUUGUUUGUUUGUUUGUUUUUUUUUCUCU
Molecule: messenger RNA, 3310 nt
Organism: Fonticula alba
Lineage: Eukaryota; Rotosphaerida; Fonticulaceae
Exons: 9
Coding region: 100-3168 (1022 amino acids)
Biological process (GO): tRNA modification; alanyl-tRNA aminoacylation
Cellular component (GO): cytoplasm; cytosol
Molecular function (GO): amino acid binding; ATP binding; nucleic acid binding
Source: RefSeq, a predicted model, not a curated record